CUGAAAGCAGUCGAGAAGUAAACUGACCUUCUCCGCGGCCUCGUCGCUCUUCCCCGAGCCAGACGAGGAGGACCUUGAAUGUUUUUCGCCAGCGGCAUUUGAUCUUUUUUCGCUUGUUUUUGUAUACAAGCACAGAGCUAUGCCUACGACGCUUGAAAUCCCCGCACUGCAGGAGCUGAAGGUGGAUGAGAUAAAAGUGUCAUCUGCAGUGCUGAAGGCUGCUGCCCACCAUUAUGGCUCCCAGUGUGACAAACCUAACAAGGAGUUCAUGCUCUGCCGCUGGGAGGAGAAAGAUCCCAGGAAGUGUCUAGAAGAAGGCAGAAAAGUCAAUGAGUGUGCACUCAACUUUUUCAGGCAAAUCAAGGGGAACUGUGCCGAGUCCUUCACAGAGUACUGGACCUGUCUGGAUUAUUCCAACUUGGCAGAGCUGCGUCGCUGUCGUAAACAGCAGCAAGCCUUCGACAGCUGCGUCCUUGAUAAACUGGGCUGGGAGAGACCUGAACUGGGAGAUUUAUCUAAGGUGACCAAAGUGUCGACCGUGCGGCCCCUCCCAGAGAAUCCCUACCAUUCUAGCCCUCGUCCUGAGCCCAACCUAGUCGUCGAGGGUAAACUGGAACCUGCCAAACAUGGCAGCAGACUAUUCUUCUGGAAUUGGUGACACAGCUCCUAAACAACAACAUUAACAAAAUAAAAUAAAUCAGUCACCCUCCAAAAACCAUGGUCUCUGUCCAAAGUCUGUCCAAAGAUUAUUUGGGAGCAUUGAUACAUCAGUGAUACUUUCAGGUGAUCUUUUAGCUGCAAACAAAAGCAAAGAGGAUGUUGGUUAUUGCACUGUUAUCUGUGGAUUUGGUUGGAUUUGGACAGAGCCCAUGUCUGAACAGUUUUUUUUCCAACAGCUGUACCUCCAACUUUGUGAAACAGUUUGAUAAAGGAAAGAAGGAUGGAUGAUUGUGACCAUAUAGGCCACAAAUCCAUUCAGCUUUCCUGACUAUUUCUGUAAAUGUAAUAAGUGAACAAAAGCAGCAUGCUGUUAUUGUUGUCAGAUAAUAAAGAUCUAAAUUAUAA
This is a messenger RNA of Melanotaenia boesemani (Boeseman's rainbowfish), 1065 nucleotides long. RefSeq names its product NADH:ubiquinone oxidoreductase subunit A8 (gene ndufa8). Bases 140 to 658 code for a protein of 172 amino acids. The record is from RefSeq and is a predicted model, not a curated record. The transcript is spliced from 4 exons. NCBI's taxonomy places the organism in Eukaryota, Metazoa, Chordata, Actinopteri, Atheriniformes, Melanotaeniidae. Gene Ontology annotation, biological process: mitochondrial electron transport, NADH to ubiquinone.